This is a messenger RNA of Scatophagus argus, 2803 nucleotides long. Its product is annotated as active breakpoint cluster region-related protein. Gene Ontology annotation, molecular function: GTPase activator activity; guanyl-nucleotide exchange factor activity. Gene Ontology annotation, biological process: positive regulation of GTPase activity; signal transduction. The transcript is spliced from 22 exons. Gene Ontology annotation, cellular component: membrane. The record is from RefSeq and is a predicted model, not a curated record. Bases 83 to 2584 code for a protein of 833 amino acids. NCBI's taxonomy places the organism in Eukaryota, Metazoa, Chordata, Actinopteri, Scatophagidae.
UUUCUUUCACCAGCUGAGCGUGUUCACAUGCUGCAUAUCCAGAGCUCAGCCCGCUCUGUGAGGAGAAGAUCUCCGAGCUCAGAUGAUGGACGUCUACCAGGAGGCUGUGCAGUAUCUGGAGUCACAGCAAGUGCCAGUUGUAGUUGAAGCAGAGACUGAUGCCCUGGAGGAGGACGUGUUCCAGGAGGAGGGACUCUCAUGUUUUCUCUCUCCUCUCCACCCGGAGAGCUUAGACUUCCCCGACACUCCUACUUUGUGCAGCCCGGAGGAAAUGUUGGAGAGGAGGCUCGUGGUCCUGAAAGGCAUCCUGGAGAGUGAGGAGGUUUAUCUCCGAGAACUCGAGGCCCUGCUGAUGCCCAUGAAGGCUCUGCGGGCCUCAGCCGGGACUUCCCAGCCGGUUCUGUCCAGCCGACAGGUCCAAACUGUUUUCUACCAGGUGCCUGAGCUCAGAGACAUGCACCAGAGCUUCUACUCUGGCCUGAAGGCCCGCCUGAGCGCACACUGCCAGGCCGAGUCCUGCCCAGGUGAGAAGAGAGAGGUGAACCACAAAGGCUUUGAGCUGAUGGUGGGAGACCUGUUCCUGAAAAUGGUGAACCAGAUCGGUCUGUAUGGCGGUUUCAUUGCAAACUACGAGGAAGCUGUUGAAGUUGUUCGCAAGUGCACACAGUCUGACCCUCGCUUCCGAACCCUGGCCGAGAGCAUGAUGUCUAACAAUAACGGCUCAGACAAGACUCCGACCAGAUACACUUUUGAAGCUCUUCUGUACAGGCCUCUGGACAGAGUAACCAAGACCACACUAGUGCUGCGUGACGUCCUGAAGACGACACCAGUGGAGCAUGGAGAUUACGCAUCCUUACAGGAAGCUCUGAGAUUGUCUCGCAGCUUCCUGUCAGGUAUCAACGAGAGUUCACACUGCAAACGAGGAGUCAUGCUCAGUCACGGCAUGAGGCGAAAGCUGAUGCGUGACGACUUUGUUGUGGAUGUGAGCGAUGGGGAACGCACCCUGCGUCAUCUCUUCCUUUACACUGAUCUGUUGCUGUGCACCAGAUUCAAACAUGCAAGCAAAGGGAAGCAGGACCAGUACAGGUUCUGCUGGUAUCUGCCUCUCGCCGGUCUCAAACUUCGCUGGACUGCAGAGCAGGAACGUCCAUCAGACACACAACUUCGCGUACACGCCAUACGAACCAAGAUGUACCUCCUCAGGCAACAGCUGCGGCAACACAAAGCAAAGAGGUCCAGGGCCAUGGCUUGGGUAGCUCGUAGCAGGAAGAAGCUGGAGCAAAUGGAGCUGAUGCUGCUCACACACUCCCCUGUUUACAGAUUGGAGCUGCACAGCCCCAGUGGCAAGAGUCACACUCUCCUCCUCUCCUCGCUGUAUGAGCUUGAAGAAUGGAAGGAAGCCAUUGAUAAACUCUCCGCUGACAACACAGAAACUGUCCCUCCAGACCUGCUCACUCUCACCAGUGCUUGUGUGAAACUGAGAAUGACCCAGCAGCCGCCGCUGCAGAGCUCGAAUGCUGGAGAGGACGAGAAGUCUUUGUGUGGGACUCUUGGUGUGGCCAUCCACUCAGCAAGUGGCCUGCAGCAACCAGCCUGUGUGUAUGUGUGUGUAGAAGUGGAUGGCUAUGAGUUUUAUGACAAACAAGCCCAGACACACUCUUCAGUCUGCAGCCUAAACCCACACUGGGACCAGGAGCUGUCUUUCCAGGUGGACGGGGCACAGCAGAUGAAGGUGCUCUGUGUGAGUCAGUCUGACGGACGGGAUGAUGCUGUCCUGGGCAAAGCUUCCGUUCAGUUGGAAUCUAAAAGCCUGAAUAAGCGAUGGAGGAAACAGACAGUACAUCUUGGCCAGGUGGAGGUGACUCUCUCCCUGAAGUACUGUCCCCACCCUCUGGAGCCGCCCGGCUCUACAGCUCAGCAACAGCCUGUCUUCUGUGUCCCCAUUCAAACCGUGGCUCAACAGGAGGGAGUGCUGGUCCCCCACGUGGUACGCUGCUGCGUGGAGGAGGUGGAGAGGAGAGGCAUGGACGAGGUGGGAAUCUACCGGGUUUCAGGAAGCACCAGCGACAUCAGUGCGCUGAAGACUGCGUUCAAUAGCAAUCUGCGUGAAGCAGUAACCAGGCUGAGAAGUGCCGAGGUGAACGUCGUCUCUGGGGUCCUCAAACUGUACUUCAGAGAGCUGCCGGAGCCUCUUAUACCCUCUGAGCUGUUUCAGAGCCUGGCCAGGACUCUGGACAUGCAGGAUGUAACCUCCCGGUUUGUCUCCAUGUUGUCCCUGCUGCACUCCUGUCCUGAUCCCAACCGCCACACCUUCCUGUACCUCCUGCACCACCUGCAACGAGUCUCAGAGAAGCAAGACGUCAACAAGAUGUCUCCACUAAACCUGGCCACAGUGUUCGGUCCCAGCCUCUUACGCCCCCCUGUGGUCGGCCUGGGGCAGGACGGCCCCACUGUGGAUAUCUCCCAGGAGGUGGUGGUGCAGGUCCAAGUGCUUUUCUGGUACCUGCAGUGUAACUGCCUCCCUGAAGCUCAGACCUCUUUGCAACAUGACACAGACGCUGAAGAUGAGACCACCCACAUGUGAGACCACCAUCAGUGUCACGGCUGGCAGAAAGUCAAAUACUGUGUGUAAAAAAACAAAAAACAAAAAAAAAACAAAAAAAAAACAAAAACAAACUGUACAACAAAGGUAUUUAUUGAUUAAAAACAUGGACUUGUCAUUGGGUUUUUUUGUGUAUUUCUUGCAACCUCUGAAAGUCCACUUGUAACAUUUUCUUUUUCAAUUAAAGUUGAAAUCUUCACA